Messenger RNA from Gilbertella persicaria, 692 nucleotides. Its product is annotated as P-loop containing nucleoside triphosphate hydrolase protein. The transcript is spliced from 2 exons. Lineage: Eukaryota; Fungi; Mucoromycota; Mucoromycetes; Mucorales; Choanephoraceae. The annotation marks the transcript as partial. The record is from RefSeq and is a predicted model, not a curated record.
AAUGGCUCCUUUGGAAGUAAUUGGUGGUGGUUUUGGAAGAACUGGUACAGACAGUCUUCGUAAUGCAUUGAAUAUGUUAGGAUACAAUACACAUCAUAUGAAAAUGAUGUUUGAAGAUCCUGAGCAAGAUCCUGAUGACUUUACUAAUGCCUACCAUAACAGAGACCAAGCAGAUUGGGACAAAAUCUUCAAGAACUAUGAUGCUGCUGUUGACUGGCCAUCUGUCACGUUUUACAAAGAACUCCUCAAGAAAUACCCCAAUGCCAAAGUUGUUUUGACUGUUCGUAGUGCUGAUAGUUGGUACAAGUCCGUCAAGAACACAAUUUUUAAAGGUGCUAUGGCUUUGAGCGCUGGUGGCGCUGUUCCUCCUGGUGCUCCUAAUAAGAAUUUUACUGACAUGUUCAAAUCUGUUUGCAUGGAAGGCCUUCUCAUGGAUCCCGAGAGAUUUGCUGACGAAGAAAAAGUAAAGCAAUUGUUCUUGGAUCAUAAUGAAGAAGUCAAGAGAACUGUUCCCGCAGAUCAGUUAUUGAUUAUGGAAUUGGGAGAAGGAUGGGAUAGAUUAUGUGCCUUCUUGGGUAAAGAAAUUCCCAAAGAGCCUUACCCUAACUCCAACUCUACUGCUGAAUUUCAGAAACAUUUUUCUGAGUCAUUUGAAUAAAGUGUGAAGUACUUAAUGUACCAUUUUGAAAUUC